Lodderomyces pseudojiufengensis is the source of this 2193-nucleotide messenger RNA. RefSeq lists its product as uncharacterized. Gene Ontology annotation, biological process: endocytosis; actin cortical patch localization; actin cortical patch assembly. Gene Ontology annotation, cellular component: actin cortical patch. The coding region runs from base 1 to 2193 and encodes 730 amino acids. NCBI's taxonomy places the organism in Eukaryota, Fungi, Ascomycota, Pichiomycetes, Serinales, Debaryomycetaceae. The record is from RefSeq and is a predicted model, not a curated record. Gene Ontology annotation, molecular function: Arp2/3 complex binding. The transcript has a single exon.
AUGUUUCAUAUCUAUACUUCUUCAACUAAUAAUGGAAAUAAGAAUCAAGAAUAUAAGGAUUAUAAUAACUCAAAAACAAUUCAACAACAGCGACAUUCUUCAUCACCAAAUCCAAUAUUAAGAUCAUCAACUACUUCUUUUUCAAUUACUUCAAUACCAGAACCUGAACAAUUAUCAACAAAAGAUUAUUUUUAUGAAGAAAUAUCAACAAUUUUAAGAAUAAGUGAUUCACAAGAAUGUAAUGAAAAUUUUUCAAUUUUUAUAAAAUGUAUUAUUGAUAAUAUUUAUAUAAAUAAUAAUGAUAUAACUCCUACAUAUCAAGAUUUAUCAAUUAUAUCAUUAAAAUUAUUAACUUCAAAUUUAUUUGUUAAAAAUUAUAAAUUUUGUAUUGCUAAAAUUCUAGCAUUUUUAGCAACUUUUACUACAGUUACUAAGUACAGAUUGGAAAAUGAAAUCAGUCAAAAUGAUGAAACUAGCGAAGAUUAUAAUUAUGUUGAAGUUAGUGAACAAAUUGGUUAUGAAAGUGAAUGUUUAAAAGAAUUUUUAUGUAUUACUUUACUACUACUAUUAAAAUUAAAGAAUACUUCUAAUGAAAUUGAUAAUAACACAAAUGAUGAUCUAGCUAGUGAUGUACUGAGUAAUGCAUCAUCAAAUACUUCAGAAGCUAUUGAAUUAAUAAAUGUUGAUGAAGUAUUUAAAACUUUACAACAAUCAAGAUUUAUAUCAAUUAUUUCACAAUUUAUAAAUAUUCAAAUUAAAGCAGUAUCACAAAAUAAAUCUUCAUUUGUUAUAUUAAAAUUUAGUUGUGAUAUUAUAUUUGAAUAUUUAUUUUAUUUUGAAUAUUUAUCAUCAAAAGAAUUUAUUGAUUUAACUUUUAAUAAUAAUGAAAUUAUAACUACUAUAAUAAAAGAUUUAUUAUCAUCAGAAAAUUUUAAUAAUUAUACUGUAACUAGUAUUAAUGGAGAUGAUGAUGAUGGAUAUGAUAAUGAUAAUAAUAAUGAUUUUAAUGAAAGUAAAUUAGUAGCUUAUGAAGAAUUGAAAUUAUUAUUACUUAUAAAUGAACAAUAUUUAAUGAUAUCAUAUAAAUUAGAAGAAAAUAAUAAAAAUCAAGUGUUUGAAGAAUUAAUACAUAAUGAUGAUAAAAAUCACAAAUCAAAUGUAUCAAAUAUUGUUGGAUUUAUAAAUUUACUAAUAUAUCAUUUAAAUCGAGAAGAAAGUAAAAUUAUAAAAUUAUUAAUUUUGAAAUUUUUAUAUCUUGUUUUCACAACAUCAUAUACUUCAAAGUUAAUUUAUAAAAAUGAUUUAAAAAUUUUAUUGGAUAUUUUUUUAAGAGAAUUAGAUAAUUUAGAUAAUAAUGAAUUAAAUUUAAUUUCAACUUAUUUAAGAGUUUUGCAUCCAAUUUUAUUAUAUUCAGAAUUAAGUGAAUGUAAUAAUUAUAAAAAUCAAGAAAUUUUAAAUGUUUUAAGUAAUACUAUUAUUAAUGUAAAUAAAGAUAAUAAUAAUGAAAGUCAAACUAUUUCAAAUUUAGCUUCAAAAUGUAUGAAUGUUAAAUGGUUAAAAAAAUCAAUUAGAAAGAAAAAUGGUUCACUUCCAAAUGAAUCAACUAAUGAAUCAUUAAGUUCUCUGGAAGAACUUUCAAAUUCAACUACGGAAACAUUAAAAAGUUUUACAAGAAUCGCAUCAGUUCGAUCAUCUUCAAGAAGUGAUUAUCAUAAACAUACAACUGUACAUAAUCAAUUAGAACGUAAAAAUAGUGAAAAAUUGUUAUCUCGAAAAUCCACCAAAUCACAUACACAUAACAAGAAGAAUUCAUUAUUUAUGGAGAAUAAUAAUAAUGUAUUUUUAAAUCAAUUUUCAAAACAAAUCGAUCUAGAAGAAGAUGAAAAUGAUGAUGAUGAAGAUGAUAAUAAUGAUCCCAAACAAGAAUCACCACCAAAUGAAGAAGAUUCAAAUAUCUUGGAUUUACCAAAUGAAUAUUUAAUUCAAAAACCAUUACCAAAAUUACCAAUAUCAGAAAAAAGAAAACAACAAAUAUACAUGAAUAAUGGAAAUGAUUAUAAUAAUCUGAAUGGAAUUUCAUCAACAAGAAAUUCAAGUUCAAGUUCUUUAAAUUCAAUAAAUUCUUUAAAACAAAAAGCAAUGAGAAAAAAAGCUCCUCCUCCACCUCCACCUCCUCCAAGACGUCGUAAAUAG